GCUAAAGCAGUUAACAGGUCAUGGCACGUUUAACAAAAAGACGACAGGCGGAUACAAAAGCUAUCCAGCAUCUUUGGGCAGCCAUUGAGAUUAUACGGAACCAGAAGCAAAUUGCCAACAUUGACCGUAUUACAAAGGUCAAAACCCAGUUAGAAAAUGUGACCUCUGACCUCUUGUGACAUGUUUGGCAUUGAGAUUUCUGAGUUCUCCUGGAGUUCUUCCUGUCGCUACAGACAGACAUAAGCCCAAACUGUACAUGUCUCGAGUCCACGGUAUGCAUCCAAAAGAGACCACCCGUCAGCUGAGCUUGGCUGUGAAAGAUGGUCUUAUUGUCGAAACUCUCACUGUGGGCUGCAAAGGUUCAAAAGCUGGUAUUGAACAAGAAGGAUAUUGGUUGCCAGGAGAUGAAAUUAUGAAAUCUUAUAUGUAAAUCAACCAACCAGUUUACAGAUUUUAUUAAUUCAUGUUGGUUCUUAUUCACAUUUUUAUACUGAGUAUGCAUGUAUGAUGCCUACAGUAUGCAGCCUUUCUCCAGGACAGCAACCCCAAACAAGGACUGGGAAACAGAAAAUCAUGACUGGUAUUGUUUUGAAUGCCAUUUGCCUGGAGAGGUGUUGAUAUGUGACCUGUGUUUUCGUGUGUAUCAUUCCAAGUGUUUGUCUGAUGAGUACAGGCUUAGAGACAGCAGUAGUCACUGGCAGUGCCCAGUUUGCAGGAGCAUCAAGAAGAAAAAUACAAACAAACAAGAGAUGAGCACAUACCUGAGGUUCAUAGUCUCCCGCAUGAAGGAGAGGGCUAUAGACCUUAAUAAAAAGGGAAAGGACAGCAAACACCCGAUGUACCGGAGGCUGGUGCAUUCAGCGGUUGACGUCCCCACCAUACAAGAGAAAGUGAAUGAAGGGAAAUACCGAAGUUAUGAAGAGUUCAAAGCUGAUGCUCAGCUACUUCUCCACAAUACAGUGAUUUUCUAUGGAGCAGACAGUGAGCAAGCUGACAUUGCAAGAAUGCUGUAUAAAGAUACCUGUCAUGAGCUGGAUGAGUUACAGCUUUGCAAGAACUGCUUCUAUUUGUCAAAUGCUCGUCCUGACAAUUGGUUCUGCUAUCCUUGCAUACCUAAUCAUGAACUGGUUUGGGCUAAGAUGAAAGGUUUUGGAUUCUGGCCAGCCAAGGUCAUGCAGAAGGAGGACAAUCAGGUUGACGUCCGCUUCUUUGGUCACCACCAUCAAAGGGCUUGGAUUCCUUCUGAAAACAUACAGGACAUCACAGUCAAUGUCCAUCGGCUGCAUGUUAAACGCAGUAUGGGUUGGAAAAAGGCUUGUGAUGAGCUGGAACUGCAUCAACGUUUCCUUCGUGAAGGAAGAUUUUGGAAGUCUAAGAAUGAGGACCGUGGGGAGGAGGAGGCAGAAUCCAGUAUCUCCUCUACCAGCAAUGAGCAACUAAAGGUCACUCAGGAACCAAGAGCAAAGAAAGGGCGACGUAAUCAAAGUGUGGAACCCAAAAAAGAAGAACCAGAGCCUGAAACUGAAGCAGUCAGUUCCAGCCAGGAAAUCCCCACAUUGCCUCAGCCAAUCGAAAAAGUUUCAGUGUCAACUCAGACCAAGAAGUUAAGUGCCUCUUCACCAAGAAUGCUGCAUAGAAGCACCCAGACCACCAGUGAUGGAGUGUGUCAAAGCAUGUGCCACGACAAAUACACCAAAAUUUUCAAUGACUUUAAAGACCGAAUGAAGUCUGAUCACAAGCGAGAAACUGAAAGAGUUGUACGAGAAGCUCUAGAAAAGCUGCGUUCUGAAAUGGAAGAAGAAAAAAGACAAGCUGUAAAUAAGGCUGUCGCCAAUAUGCAGGGUGAGAUGGACAGAAAAUGUAAACAAGUAAAGGAAAAGUGUAAAGAAGAGUUUGUAGAGGAAAUCAAGAAGCUAGCAACACAGCACAAACAACUAAUUUCUCAGACCAAGAAGAAGCAGUGGAAACUUCUGAGCAUACACAUUCUCCACAGAUCUCAGUGCUACAACUGUGAGGAGGAGGCCAUGUACCACUGCUGCUGGAACACAUCCUACUGCUCCAUCAAGUGCCAGCAGGAGCACUGGCACGCCGAGCACAAGCGCACCUGCCGCCGGAAAAGAUGAAGACGGUUCUUGCUGGAGAGUCACCGAUGAUUGCUCUUCUCAGACACAACGGUUUUUGUUUCCAAGAAGCCAAAAUUGUUUAGAAUUUGCUUCCCAUUUUGCACCAGCCUUUAAACACUUUUCGUGAAGAGAUUUUGCACAGUAGUUUAAAUCUUUUGUUAAUGUCCCUCUGGAAUUUUUCGGGGGUAAAAGUAACAUCAGUGGAGGGUAUUAUUUUAAAUAAAAUUUAAUUGAGAAUUUGUUGCAUUUACAGCAAAUUUUAAAACAUUUUUAGGUUUUACAGAGAUUUUAACCUUUAAACAACAGAUCUUUAAAAAAACAACUGGUGAACACAAGUGAGUUUAACAAAUAAACAUUUAAAAUAGAUCUGAAUGUAAGAACUAAGGACUGUUUCAGAAAUAAAACAUACUACCUGAUGUGAAAUUUAUUUCUUAACCUUGUUGAGCUGGUUUUGUUCAGCUUAAUUUACUGUUUAAAGGCAUUAUCUAUUGGUUAUGCCAGUGGGUAUAUGAUUGAAUUUAGGGAACAGGGUUGACACAGCAGGUGCUAGUCCUGCAUAUUUUUUCUUAAAUAUUUCCCAAUUGUGUUUUUCAUUUUCUUUUCAAUAUAUAACUUUUAUAACAAAUUAUUAGCUUUGAUCUUGUAGUUUAAAAUUGCAGGGAACUGGGUAAUCUUUUACUGAGCUGGAUCUUAGAGAAAAUGAAUAUUUAAAUUUUAAAGUUUGCACAUUUCAUCUUUAUUCUAACAUGAGUGCUUGUAACAAAAUAAACAACAAAAAUAAAAUAAGCCAAAAACUACCUUAAUCCAUACAUGAAAUUAUAGAUGGGGCAUACAAAUUUAUUGACUGCUUCCCUUCCCUCCCCAAAUAUCGAUUGCCUAUUAUCUGGUGUCACCUCAUAUAUUAUAAGUUAAUGCUAAAAGGAAAGAAAGCACUUAAGUUUCACAGAAGCCGUUAUGUUUGUGGUAAUGGGUCAUUGCCUACUAAUGAACCCCAUCACUGUACACAGAAUGAAGAAUAAUGCAUGUUAAUUUUCUUGUAUUAAAGAUGCCGUGGUUUGUAAAAAGUCUGUAUUUUGCGGAAUGUCUGGAUGAAGAAGCAUUACCAAUAGGAAUGGAUCGAUAGUUGAAUAAUGAUUUUUUUUAUACAUAGAUAUAUAAAAUACAGCCAGAAAAACUGAAAUUACUUUUUUUUUAAAGAAAAAUCUCACAAUUUAUGUUUUUUUCAAAGACUGAUCUUAGACCAAGUCCAAUUCCCAUUUAUCAUUUAGUUAUUUUUUAAGGUUAGAGAAAUAAUUUGUAAAUAUUUAUUUAGACCUUUGAUAUUUAUUAAAGCAAUUACACACAAUGGAAGUGAAAGAAUCAGGAGAAAAACCUUUUAAAAAGUUUUCUCUAGGUUUGUCAGGGUCACUCUAAAGUUAAAAAUGUAACCAAGUCUUCUGUGAAAUAAUGAUUCACCCAGUCCUGGUGCUGUUGCAGAUGGCGGUGACACAAGUUAAUUGACAAGCUCCUGCCCAGUGGUGCCCAAUGGCUCAUAGGAACUGCCUGGCGCCGUUUCAACACCACCCUGAACUACGCAGUGGCUUGCAUCUGGUCCUUCCUUGUUGCUGUGUGAUUAGUCAGUGUUGCCACGUGCCGUGGUCUGGUUGAAACAUCGUAACCAAGAACACUUACCUUCUCUUGAUCAUUUUUCAAGUUUUAAAACUUCGAUCCACCCCUAUGAGAGCAAGUUAUUGUGGAAAUACUUUCAAUGUAAAACCAUUCCAGAGUGUGUACUAUUUACUGAUAGCUGCAUGAACGUAAGAUUCGUGUUACUUUGGCUUUUUUGUCUCCGUUGAUACGGUUGCACAUUUCCAAGUUACUACAGUGUGAAAACUGUGUGUUAAAAAAAAAAAUUUAAAAAAGAUUGUGGCCUGGUUUUGUAAAAGUUUUAGGUAAAAUUACAAUUGAUUGUUUUAGGAAUCAUUAAAAUAUUUCUGCAAAUCAUAAAGCUAUAUCAAGAUGUUGAGCUUAGCCACUAUGCACAUUGUAAUUAUUCAUUGUGGCUGUCCAGUUCUAUGAUGCAUUCUGGCAUUUUGUAAGCUGCUCUGACUAGCAAUAUAUAGAUUCAUUUAAUGUGUUAACAUUGGUUAAUAAAUGUAUUUAAAAAAACUGGCUUUAA
Messenger RNA from Myotis lucifugus (little brown bat), 4281 nucleotides. It is a transcript of the gene ZMYND11, whose product is annotated as zinc finger MYND-type containing 11. The coding region runs from base 501 to 2123 and encodes 540 amino acids. The transcript is spliced from 18 exons. Gene Ontology annotation, molecular function: transcription corepressor activity; protein binding; DNA binding. NCBI's taxonomy places the organism in Eukaryota, Metazoa, Chordata, Mammalia, Chiroptera, Vespertilionidae. The record is from RefSeq and is a predicted model, not a curated record. Gene Ontology annotation, biological process: regulation of transcription elongation by RNA polymerase II.